GCGGCCAAGAGCAAGAGCCGCCGCAAGAAGGGCGCCAGCGCCGUGUCGGUGGAGCCGCACCGGCACGAGGGCGUCUUCAUCUACCGCGGGGCGGAGGACGCGCUGGUCACGCUGAACAUGGUGCCCGGCCACUCGGUGUACGGCGAGCGGCGCGUCACGGUGACCGAGGGCGGCGUGAAGCAGGAGUACCGCACGUGGAACCCCUUCCGGUCCAAGCUGGCGGCGGCCAUCCUGGGCGGAGUGGACCAGAUCCACAUCAAGCCCAAGGCCAAAGUGCUCUACCUGGGCGCCGCCUCGGGGACCACCGUCUCGCACGUCUCCGACAUCAUCGGCCCAGACGGCCUGGUCUACGCGGUCGAGUUUUCCCACCGCGCUGGCCGCGAUCUGGUCAACGUGGCCAAGAAGCGAACCAACAUCAUCCCGGUGCUCGAGGACGCCCGGCACCCGCUCAAGUACCGCAUGCUGAUCGGCAUGGUGGACGUGAUCUUCGCCGACGUGGCACAGCCGGACCAGUCCCGCAUCGUGGCUCUGAACGCCCACACCUUCCUGCGCAACGGGGGCCACUUCCUCAUCUCCAUCAAGGCCAACUGCAUCGACUCCACCGCGUCCGCCGAGGCCGUGUUCGCCUCCGAGGUGCGGAAGCUGCAGCAGGAGAACUUGAAGCCUCAGGAGCAGCUGACCCUGGAGCCCUACGAGAGGGACCACGCUGUGGUCGUCGGGGUCUACCGGCCCCUGCCCAAGAGCAGCAGCAAAUAGCAGCCGGCGGGGUGCGCCCGUGUCUCCCCAACUGUCGCGUUAUUAUGUGCUGUGUGUGUGUUGUUGCUUUUCUAUUAAACAGUGUAAGGCAGCCCCCAGGUGUAUCCUGUGGUCAGCCUGGGUUUGGCUGCAGUGACCGUCAGUCCUUAAAUCCCGGUGGCCUGAAACAGCUCGCAUUAGGGCCCAUCAAGGGACAACCUGGGAGCUUGUGCUCAUUCUAACCCCCUGGUCCCUGAACCUCGUCUUCAC
Molecule: messenger RNA, 1005 nt
Organism: Tupaia belangeri chinensis (Chinese tree shrew)
Lineage: Eukaryota; Metazoa; Chordata; Mammalia; Scandentia; Tupaiidae
Gene: FBLL1
Product: fibrillarin like rRNA 2'-O-methyltransferase 1
Exons: 1
Biological process (GO): rRNA methylation; box C/D sno(s)RNA 3'-end processing
Cellular component (GO): box C/D methylation guide snoRNP complex; nucleolus; small-subunit processome
Molecular function (GO): histone H2AQ104 methyltransferase activity; RNA binding; rRNA methyltransferase activity
Source: RefSeq, a predicted model, not a curated record